This is a messenger RNA of Seminavis robusta, 446 nucleotides long. NCBI's taxonomy places the organism in Eukaryota, Bacillariophyta, Bacillariophyceae, Naviculales, Naviculaceae. The record is from the annotation of a GenBank genome assembly.
AUGGGACGCCAUUGUUCGCACUGUGGUGACUGGCUGGGCCGGCACGAUUUCAGCUACAACCAAUGGCGCAAGGGCGAUGGGUAUUCUCGUUGCAACGACUGUGUCCAUGGCACAAUCUCCUAUCAAUGUCACACUUGCUCCCGCGUCUUUUGCACGCAGAAUGAGCUGGACAUGCACAUGCAGGUCCAUCGGCCGCGGGACGUGGCGUGUCCCAUUUGCGGCGAACGACGUUUCCGAUCGGGUGCCAACGCGGUGCAGCAUGUGGAAAGUGGCUACUGCAGUGGCUGCCAGGGAGCCACCAAUGCUCGCAAUCAAAUUUAUGGAUACGCCCAGUCUCAGCAUGCCAUGCGGCCGUAUCUGGCAGACACGCCCAUGCUCACCAAUGGAGGCUAUGGGGAUGGCAUCACUACUCCUGAUUACCCCUAUCAGUGUGGACCCUGCAAUAA